UAUGCGUAAACUUGCAUAUGUCUACCUUAUAAUUUAACAAAAAACUGAAAUAUUGACAUGAACAUUUUUUCGUUUGAAACAUUACUUUUAAUUUUCAAAUGGCAGAUUCAUUUUUCGGGUUUGAUACCUCUUUGAGUCGUGAUGAAGAAUGUCCCGGUGAUCUAGAAGAUUUAGAUCAUGAUGAACAAGAGUAUGAUGCUUUAAAUGAUGAGACAUUUGGUGAUGAUAAUGAAACUAGUGCAGGUCCGUUGGAUGAUUGGGAAGCACAACAUGAACAAUUGGCCGAAAUAGCAGAAAGUUCGAAAAAAAAUCACACUCUAGAAGAAUCCUUAAAUAAAUUAGUUGAUGAUGACUUAAUAAAUGCAUCGUCGAAUCAAAAUAAUGUGGAUAUUUGGGCAAAUAUUGUAAAACCUCCAGAUGUGACGCAAACAUCCACACCACAUACAAGUUCUCGAAAUAAAGACUUGUCCAAUAGUGCGUCUAUGUUAAUCAAAUCUCUACCCGAAAAUCAUAUAAAUUCGGUUUUCAAUCAACAGAAAAAUGGAGGUUUAACAAAUGGACUGACUUUGCCAAAAAACGUUUGUACAGUUGAAGAAUUAGAACGAGGUUUGCUGACAAAUCGUAAUAAUGAAGUACCACCAAAGCCAUCAUUUCUGCCUAAUUUCAUGCCGCCUAAUCAUCAAAUGCAACCCCCACCGCGAUUUCCACCUGGAUUAAAUUCAAUGUUAUUAAAUCCACCGUAUAUGCCGCCGCCUGGUUUAGGAGCACAACAUUCGCCAAAUAUAUUUCGUUUUGUAACUCCACAUCCAUUAUUAAUGCAACAUGGAGUAUCAUCUUCCGCACACAAUAUGUCAACCGGUGUUCCAAGACCUAGUAUUAAUAUUCGACCAAAUAUGGGAGGAAUACAUCAAAAAAAUACUCUUCUUCCAAAUAGAAAUUUUCCUUUACCGAAUACAAAUUUUAAAAAUUUUCGACCGGAUUUUCACACACAAAGUUUUCAACCAUACAAUCAUAUACGACCACCAUUUCAUCAAGAAAACAAUGCUGCAUUCCUUCAACAAAAUGCAGGCCAUCAACAAGGUCAGCGUCCUGGUGGUUUGAAUGCAAAUAACCGUAACAAUAAUUAUCCGCAACAUAAUAAUCCACAUCAACAACAAAUGCAACAGCAACAGAAUCAAAGAGGGGAACCAGAGAAUAAAGAUGAAUAUGCUGGUUUGAUGACAAAUCGUGAAAAACAAUGGUUGAUUAAUAUACAGCUAUUGCAAUUAAAUACGGGCACACCUUAUUUUGAUGAUUUCUAUUACACUGUAUUUGUGGAUCGUCAAAAUAAAUUAGAAAAAGAAAACAGACCUACAACAAAACAAGAUCAACAUUCGAAAAAUAAUCGUUAUCAAAAUCAUAAUCGACAUCAAAACCAUCGAAAAGAUGAUUAUAAUAAAGAUGAUCGAAACCAUCGAGAUCGAGAUAAUAAUCCGACUCAAAUACACAGAACAUACACGCCGCUGCAGUUUGAAAAUUCAUUAGGAAAAUUACAAUGUGGCUCGGUGACAGCACCUAGAAAAAUAAUCGAUAUGGAUGUAGUAUCACACGAUAAAGAAACAGAAUCAAAUCAAUUAUCUUUAAGCAUGCAACGUGAUGUACGAAAAACCAAACAAACAUUACUAGAAUUGGAAACAUUAUUUGGCCUUGUGCUACGAUUAGAAGAUUUAAAUAAUCCAUUAGCCAUUGCCAAUACAUUAAAGCUAAGAGAAAUCAAAGAGAAACAAAAGAUACAACAAUUAGAGACAGCUACCGUUGAAGAGAAGGAGGAAAUUUUAAAACAAUUACAAGACGAUUCAUUAGUUAAAAAUGAUAAUAAAGAAGAUUUAUUAAAUAAAAUAUUUAAUGGUGUUUUAAAUGAUGAUAAAUUUAGUGGUUAUGUUGGUGUUAGAAAAGGAAAGGUAUUGUUAUUACGACUUUUGCCGCAUUUAUGCAAGAAUUACGCUGAUAAGUAUUUAGAAAUAUGGAUGAAAUUACUGGCAUCAAUUCCAGUUGCUGGUAAAAAAGAUCAACUUACAGAUAAUAUUCUUCCCCAAUUUUUUCAUUUUUUUGAUAGGUUCGUAGAUCAAUUAAAUAUGGACAGUAUAUUAAAAUUAACAUCAGUUUUAACUGAUAUAAUAAAAGAAGAAAAUGCUCGUCUUAUAUCGCCCGAAAAAAGUUCACUUGGUUUAGUACUGUGUAAUAAGUUUGGUAUAUCAUGUAUUACAAAGUUAAUAGAACGUAGCGAAACAUUAUUUGCCACAUUACAAGUAAACGAAGCAAUGGAACAGUAUCAUCAAUGGUAUCAUUUUUUAUCAUUAAUAUCAAAGGUCAUCCAAAGUGUUGAACUCAAAAUGGAUAUGCCAAUGCAACCAUUAGAGAAUUGUGUUAUGGAAACACAUUUAAAACGUUCACGAAUUAUUGCACCAGAUCAAUAUUCUAUAUUUUUAAACGUGUUUUGUAUUAAACAUACUGCUUAGAAAUAACAACAUUCAAAAACAGCCCCACAACAGAAUGGUUUUGAUACCAUUUUUUUUUUUUUUUGUAUAUUUAGAUUUGUCCUUUAUUUUUUUGAUCCUUUUUUGUUUUGUU
Messenger RNA from Chrysoperla carnea, 2610 nucleotides. It is a transcript of the gene Patr-1, whose product is annotated as protein PAT1 homolog 1. The record is from RefSeq and is a predicted model, not a curated record. Gene Ontology annotation, biological process: deadenylation-dependent decapping of nuclear-transcribed mRNA; P-body assembly. Gene Ontology annotation, cellular component: P-body. Gene Ontology annotation, molecular function: RNA binding. The coding region runs from base 99 to 2498 and encodes 799 amino acids. The transcript has 12 exons. Lineage: Eukaryota; Metazoa; Arthropoda; Insecta; Neuroptera; Chrysopidae.